CCAACAUUCUAGUAGAAAUGUUAGUGUUUUCUAUGGAACAACCAUGAGCUGGACUUGGUUCUCAGGAUAUCUCCCCAGCGGAGCUGUGUCUCAUUGGAACAGCUACGCUGGCAGAUGGGAAUAUCCUUGCAUUGAACCAGACUGUUCUGCUGGCUUCUACAGCCCCAGCCAUGGUCCUUACUGCUAUUACCCAUAUGGAAACAAAGAAUACUCCACCUCUCAGUUCUGGAUUUUGGUAAACGGACAUGAUUUUGAAUCACUGAGCUGGAAGGGGGGUUCAUGGGGUAGUGUCCCAUCCAACUCCAUCAACACCUGCGCAGAUGUAAGAUUAUAUGUUGGUAAAAAUAAGUAUGGAUUAGGGAAAGUGGACAGUAAAAAUGAAGCCUUCUUCCUCGGUUACAAUGGCAAGGAGUACUGGUAUAAAAGCUAUGAUGUCCUGACCAUUAUUAAAGACUAUCGCUCUCAGAGCAUCUCCAAUGUCAGGUACAUGCUAAACCAGGGAUCAUACACUGAAUCAGGCAUGUCCAUAGUCUCUAGCAAAGUUACCAACUACGAUUGUAGGACAGUGAAGAAGUCCACCACCUUAUCAGGAACCGUGACUUCUGAACAUACCUGGGAUGUGGGCAUUUCCUUCUCUCAGGACAUAAGCUUUAGCAUGACAGCAGGGAUACCUGAAGUCCUGGGAAUUUCAUGGGGCAUUUCAUCAGAGAAAACUUUCAACUGGACUAAGGGCUACAUGCGCAGUGAAUCAAUCACUUACUCUGAUACAGUUGAAGUUGAAGUUCCACCCAACCACAGCUGUGAAUUGGAAAUGAAUGGCAUGAAGAUGAGAGCUAGUAUCCCCUUCAACGCGACUGCUACUCGUUACUAUCACAGUGGAGCAAGCCGGAGUGCCUCCAUCCAAGGUUUCAGUCAUAAUGCAGUUGUGGCUCAGGUACGAACAGUGAUUAAGAGGUGUGAACCCAUCCCAGAUGCACCUCCAUGUAAAACACCAACCCCAGAAGUGAUCUUCUAGCCAGGUUUAUAAUUGUGUUCUCACAGCAUGCUUAACCUAGCUCCUGAAUUAAUCUAUUUCAUAGAUUCCCUCACUACAUUGAAUUUACAAAAUAAGCAGAUUUGUUCAACACAUUCGCCAUUAAAAAUAUAUAUUAAUUAAAAUUAAAUUUAGCAUAUUAUAUGAAUGCAGCCAUUAAGUCUUUAUGACUGAUGCUGACAGCCUGAAUAUUCUUCACUGGAAAAGAGUGAUAAUGAAAUCAAUAAUACCUAAUUCCUAUGACCAAUGUUUGGGAUCAAAGUCCCGCUACAAAAAGUUGCUAUUCGCUUUUUGUGUUCAAUUUGCAUUUUCUAGUCUUUAUCUUCUCCUCCUGUUCCAAUGGUUGAUCUUACUUUUGAAGUCUCUUUCAUUCCCAGUGAAAUACUGUUAGUGCAGAAAGUAACAUUAAAG
This is a messenger RNA of Candoia aspera, 1444 nucleotides long. Its product is annotated as natterin-4-like. The record is from RefSeq and is a predicted model, not a curated record. Bases 44 to 1015 code for a protein of 323 amino acids. NCBI's taxonomy places the organism in Eukaryota, Metazoa, Chordata, Lepidosauria, Squamata, Candoiidae. The transcript has a single exon.